Melospiza melodia melodia is the source of this 2211-nucleotide messenger RNA. It is a transcript of the gene CDC25A, whose product is annotated as cell division cycle 25A. The transcript is spliced from 16 exons. Bases 66 to 1622 code for a protein of 518 amino acids. Gene Ontology annotation, biological process: protein dephosphorylation; positive regulation of G2/M transition of mitotic cell cycle; positive regulation of G2/MI transition of meiotic cell cycle. Gene Ontology annotation, molecular function: protein tyrosine phosphatase activity. NCBI's taxonomy places the organism in Eukaryota, Metazoa, Chordata, Aves, Passeriformes, Passerellidae. The record is from RefSeq and is a predicted model, not a curated record. Gene Ontology annotation, cellular component: nucleus; cytoplasm.
ACGCUGCGGCGGCCGCGCUGUCGGCAGGGACGGGACGGCUGCGCUGGAUUCCCGGUCCCCCUCCGAUGGAUCCCACCCCGAGCGUUUCCCACCGCCGCCGCCUCCUGCUUCUCUCGCCGGCGUCCCCCGCCUCGCCCGCCGUGGUCAAGGCGCUCUUUCAGGAUGAGCUCUCGCCUGUCUCGGACCUCCGCCUCACUAUGGAGCAGCUGGGGCGCGGGCAGCAUGAAAACCUGGACCAAGACAUGGGAACCAAAACUGGAUUGCACAGAUCAGCCUCUUCAGAGUCCACAGACUCAGGAUUGGCUUUGGAUUCUCCUGGCCCUGCGAGCUCCCACGACGCCGUGGAGGACACGUUUGAGAAAGCAAUCAAAGCCAGCAGGCUGAACCUUCGAAUACCUUUCAGAAGAAUCCAUUCCCUGCCACAAAGCCUGCUGGGCUCCAGCCCUGCUCUGAAGAGAAACCACUCUGACUCUCUGGACACUGAUGCUUUCCAGCCUUUGGAUCAGGAUGAAAAUAAGGAAAAUGAAUCAUUUGAGUUCAAGAAGCCAACCAAACCAGCUUCUCGUGGCUUCCGUGAUGGGAGGGGUGUUCCUGCAGCAAGGCAAAAUUCAUCUCCAGCCCAGCUGCCCGUGGGGGAAACAGCCUCUGGGGAACAGGAGAGCUCCAGGGCAGCCUUCCUGCAGCAGCAUUCCCUGCCCUCCUCGGAGAGUGAGGAUGAUGAUGGCUUCAUGGAGCUGCUGGAUGACCAGGACUUGAAGAACGAUGAGGAGAUGCCCUCAGAUGUGUCCAGCCUCUGGACAGCGCCGCUGGUCAUGAGGAGAGCAGACAGCAGGGCCAAGCGGUGCCGGCUGUUUGGCUCUUCAUCCAUGUCAAGCAUUGCAGGAAGAACCACCCAGAAGAGGAUGGAGAGGUCCCAGGAGGAGAAUUCCCCAGGGAAAAGCAAGAAGAGGAAAAGCCUGCCAGGAACUUCUGAGGACUCCACGAGCCUGAAGCUGGUGAGGACCCAGCCCUCCACAGCAGAGAUUGAGAGCAUUUUGGACAGUGACCAGAGGGACCUUAUUGGAGACUUCUCCAAGAGUUAUUUAUUUGACACUGUCGAUGGGAAACAUCAAGAUUUAAAAUACAUCGACUCCGAAAUGAUUGUGUCUGUGCUGACUGGGAAGUUUGAGAGCUUCAUCAAGCAGUGUGUGAUAAUUGACUGUAGAUACCCCUAUGAGUAUGAAGGGGGGCACAUUAAGGGUGCCAUAAACCUGCACAUGGAGGAGGAGGUGCAGAAUUUCCUGCUGAAGAAGCCCAUCCAGCCGUCGGAGGACAAGCGCGUCAUCGUGGUGUUCCACUGCGAGUUCUCCUCGGAGCGGGGCCCGCGCAUGUGCCGGUUUGUGAGGGAACAGGACAGGCUGAGCAAUGAGUACCCCAACCUGCACUACCCAGAGCUCUAUGUGCUCAAGGGGGGCUACAAGGAUUUCUUCUCGAGGUGCCAGAGCUUCUGCGAGCCCCAGAGCUACCGCCCGAUGCACCACAAGGACUUCAAGGAGGACCUGAAGAGGUUCCGCACCAAGAGCCGGACCUGGGCCGGGGAGAAGAGCAAGAGGGAGAUGUACAGUCGGCUCAAGAAGCUCUGAGGGCUGCAGGGACCUGCAAGGACUGCCCAGCCUGGGGGCUGCAGUGGGACAGCCACGUGUUCCUGUGCUCCCACCCCCUGGGCUGUCUCCUCCCUGGGAUCACCUGGACCUCGGCCCCGCGAGCCGGAUUCCGGCUGGGAGCUGCCUUGGGAUUCUUUUGGUUACGUUGCUUCGUGAAAAUGUUGUGGCUUCUUGUGUUGUGUGACACCCCCAGAUCGCCCAGGAAGGGUGGGGACAGCUUCGUGGGGCUGGGCUCGGUGUCAGCACUGCCAGGGAAUUGUAGUGCCUGUUAAUUUUUUAAAUGCUUAAUUUUAUUUAAAUACAGUCAAAUGAAGCCAAUACCGCUGCGGUUGGAUCAUCUGGAUUGUACUUAAACCUUGUUUCUGCUCCAGGGCGACCUGCUGGGGGGGAGUGGGGGGUUAUUGUUUUUCUCAAUGCAAGUUUUGGUUCUGUGUAGCAUUGUGGGAAGGAAAAUGGGAACUAUCCCACGAUGGCUCAGGAUUCCCACCCGGGCCAGCGCUGCAGGAAGCCCUGGGAGCCCAUCUGAGGGAAACUGCUUAUUGUUCAUAAACAUCACGUUCACCUCGUU